This is a messenger RNA of Sorex araneus (European shrew), 936 nucleotides long. RefSeq names its product olfactory receptor 149-like. Lineage: Eukaryota; Metazoa; Chordata; Mammalia; Eulipotyphla; Soricidae. The record is from RefSeq and is a predicted model, not a curated record. Gene Ontology annotation, cellular component: membrane. The coding region runs from base 1 to 936 and encodes 311 amino acids. Gene Ontology annotation, biological process: G protein-coupled receptor signaling pathway. Gene Ontology annotation, molecular function: G protein-coupled receptor activity; olfactory receptor activity. The transcript has a single exon.
AUGAGGAAUCGCACGGUGGUGACAGAGUUUGUCCUGCUGGGCAUCCCGCACACAGAGGACCUGCAGACCCUGCUCUUCGCCCUGUUCUUGUCCUUCUACAUCUUCACACUCAUGGGGAAUCUGGUCAUCCUCCUGGCCAUCGUCUCCUCCCCGCGCCUCCACACGCCCAUGUACUUCUUCCUGUGCAAACUGUCCGUCUUCGACAUCUUCUUCCCCUCGGUGAGCUCCCCCAAGAUGCUCUUCUACCUGUCGGGGAACAGCCGCUCCAUCUCCUACGCGGGCUGCGUGUGCCAGCUCUUCUUCUACCACUUCCUGGGCUGCACCGAGUGUUUCCUGUACACGGUCAUGGCCUACGACCGCUUCGUGGCCAUCUGCUACCCGCUGCGCUACUCGGUCAUCAUGAGCCACAGGGCGUGCGCCGUGCUGGCCCUGGGCACCUCCCUGUUCGGCUGCGUCCAGGCCAUCUUCCUCACGGCGCUCACCUUCCAGCUGCCCUACUGCGGCCCCAACGAGGUGGACUACUACUUCUGCGACAUCCCCGUGAUGCUGAAGCUGGCCUGUGCAGACACGGCAACGCUGGAGAUGGUGGGUUUCAUCGCCGUGGGCCUCAUGCCACUCAGCUGCUUCCUCCUCAUCCUCACCUCCUACAGCCACAUUGUCUACUCCAUCCUCCAGAUCCGUUCUGCGGAGGGACGCCGCCGCGCUUUCUCCACCUGCAGCGCCCACCUCACGGCCAUCCUGCUCUUCUACGUGCCCGUGGUCCUCAUCUACCUUCAGCCCACCCCUAAUCCCUGGCUUAAUGCCACUGUUCAGGUUCUGAAUAACCUGGUGACCCCCAUGCUGAACCCCCUCAUCUACAGCCUCCGGAAUAAGGAGGUGAAAUCAUCUCUGAGGAAAGUGCUGCAGCGGGUGGGCGUCCUUCCUGAGCAGGUGUAG